AUGGCUUUUUAUUUCACGUUUAAGCCUCCUAUUGUCCCCUGGAUAAAACGUCAAGUACUCUGGUUUAAAACGCGCGACACAACAGACGAGGAGAACGAGUUUGACAGAGGUUAUCUUAAGAUUAUUUUCUACUUUUAUCAGGCAGCAAACCUUUUGCUCGUCUCCAGUACGUCACUACGUAUUUUUAAAACAAUGUUUGAGGAAAUUCUUGUUGGACUUUUCAAUUUUCAACUAAGAGUUUCAUCGGGUGGAUUGAUUUGUCCAUUUCCUGGAAUCACUGUGGUAACUAAGCAGUUAUUUUCUGUUCCACACGUGUUUGGAGCAUGUCUGAUGAUUGGCAUUAUUUAUGUUGUUCACUGGGGAGUUCAGAAGUUUCGAGGUCGAGAAGCACCAUUUGCUGGUCCUUAUAUUGGCGGUAUUUUACAAACCAUGUUGCUUGGAUACACAACUCUUGCUUCUGUCAGUUUUGACCUGCUACGAUGUGUUCCCAUUGGUUCACAGAAGCGGAUGUUUUAUGAUGGAAACGUGGAGUGUUUUCAGUGGUGGCAGUACAUGUUGAUUGUUUUUGUUUGCUCAUUCGUUGUACCUGUCGUGCUUGUUUUGUUUUGGGGCAGUUUUAAAUUGUACAACCAAACACUUUCUGGGGAAAAAUUGGUAUUGGCCUGUUUUAUUCCUUUACCAUCUUUGGUUUAUUGGGCUUUCAUCUCUUUUAUUGAAAGAAGAAAACAUGCAGACAACAAAGAAACACUGGUUUCAACCAAUGCAGGAAACGAUGACACGCCCUCCAUCAACAUCGCUGUCAAUUCUAUAAAGAGAGUUCUUUAUGACUCUUUCAAGAGACCAGAUGUUGGCGGAAAACUGUCUUUAGGAUGGGAAAGUGUUAUGAUCGGACGCCGGUUGAUUUUGGUUGUGUUGAAAGCUUUUGUCAGCGAUCCUAUGUCUCGUCUUCUUGUCAUGAUUUUCUUUUGUGUCUUGUUCUUUCAUCAUCACUCUAUGAUUCAACCAUUUCGUGACAGUUUGGCCAACCGGGUGGAAACAAUUUCGUUGCUAUUUCUUACCGUUCUUGCAAUUCUCAACAUGUUUUUUGCCUCUUUUCUGUCUUUGGCUGCAACAUCAGACGCUUAUUUGAGUUCUUGGUGGGAUGGCUGUCAAGUUUUACAAGUUAUUAUUCUCUUUGCUGUACCUACGCUAUUUUGCCUUCUUGUGGUUGCGGCUGUGUUAUCGCAGCUGAGUCGCCUCAUCAUCGUGGCUGGGCGCUUUUUGCGCAAAUUUAUGUGGAUCUGUCUUAGCAUGUGCGAUGGAGAUCAGAACGAUGAAAGAAGACCAUUAAGGCUUGUGACCUAA
Porites evermanni is the source of this 1344-nucleotide messenger RNA. The record is from the annotation of a GenBank genome assembly. Lineage: Eukaryota; Metazoa; Cnidaria; Anthozoa; Scleractinia; Poritidae.